This is a messenger RNA of Emiliania huxleyi CCMP1516, 1314 nucleotides long. RefSeq lists its product as hypothetical. The coding region runs from base 1 to 1314 and encodes 437 amino acids. Gene Ontology annotation, molecular function: xenobiotic transmembrane transporter activity; antiporter activity. The record is from RefSeq and is a predicted model, not a curated record. The transcript has 4 exons. NCBI's taxonomy places the organism in Eukaryota, Haptophyta, Isochrysidales, Noelaerhabdaceae. Gene Ontology annotation, biological process: transmembrane transport. Gene Ontology annotation, cellular component: membrane.
AUGCCAAAGGUGGCCGCGGAGGAGACGGCGCGCCUCCACCCCGCCGUCUCCGCCUUCCGCAUCCGCGCCUCGGACCUCCGCCACCUCCUCCGCCUCACGCUCCCCAUCAUGGCGUCGUCGAUGCUCACCUUCCUCCUCACGGUCGUCGACCUGCUCUUCGUCGGCCGCCUCGGCACGCACGAGCUCGCCGCCGCAGCGCUGGCCAACACGGUAUGGAACACGGUCGCCCUGCCGCUGCAGGGCUGCGCCUCGGCGCUCGACACGCUGCUCUCGCAGGCCCACGGCGCCGGGCAGCACGCCGCCUUCCAGACGUGGACGCAAACGGGGACGCUCCUCAUUCUCCUGCUCGGCAUCCCGUUUGCGGCCAUCCUGCUGCUCGCCGAGCCGCUGCUGCUCGCCAUCCGGGAGAGAGGGCUCGCGUGGGGCGUCCCUCCGUACCUCGCCUUUCUCUCCCUCGCCAAGCAUCUGCAAGCGCAGGAGGUCGUCCUGCCGCUCGUGGCCAUCGCGGCGCUCGCCAAUGCCGCCAACGCGGCGGCCAACUGGUGGCUCAUCCACCGGCUCGGCCUCGGCCUCGCCGGCGCCCCGCUCGCCACGUCGCUCUCUCGCUGGGCGCAGCUGCUGCUGCUGCUGCUGUACUCGGCCGCCGCCCGGAAGCGGCUCGCGCCUCCGCUUCCCGGCUGCCUGCCCGAGCCCGCGCCGCUGCCUCGGCUGGCGGCGAGAUUCUUCUCGCUCGGCAUGAGAUUCUUCUCGCUCGGCGGGCCGGGCGCGCUCAUGCUCGCGCUGGAGGCGUGGGCGUUCGACCUGUCCACCCUCCUCGCGGGCUACCUCGGCCAGACGAGCCUCGACGCGCACGUCCUCCUCCUCAACGUCUGCUCCUUCACGUUCAUGAGCUUCCCCUUCGCGGUCGGCGUCGCGGCGUCGAUCCGGCUCCUCGCGCGCCGCCAGCUGGGCCUCCUCUUCACCGACGACGACGAGGUGGUCGCCGCCGUCGCGGGCAUCGUCGCCAUCGCCGCCCUCUUCCAGAUCUCCGACGGGCUGCAGGCAGCACACGCCGCAAACGCCGGAGUCAUGCGCGGGAUGGGGCGGCAGCGCCUCGUCGCCGGCCUCAACCUGGUCGGCUUCUGGCUCAUCGGGCUGCCGCUCGGGGCGAGCCUCACUUUCGCGGCGCGCGUCGGCGUCGCCGGCCUCUGGUGGGGCCUCGCCGCCGGGCUCACCUGCGUCGCAGGCUUUGGCGCCGCCGUCGUCGGCAUGUGCGCAGUCGGGAGCGGCGACACACCAGCCGCCAGCACGAGCACCGUCUCAGAGCAGUGUUGA